This is a messenger RNA of Exophiala xenobiotica, 765 nucleotides long. RefSeq lists its product as uncharacterized. The transcript is spliced from 2 exons. The coding region runs from base 1 to 765 and encodes 254 amino acids. Lineage: Eukaryota; Fungi; Ascomycota; Eurotiomycetes; Chaetothyriales; Herpotrichiellaceae. The record is from RefSeq and is a predicted model, not a curated record.
AUGUGUGAAUGCUUCUGCGGUCUCGGCGGACGAGCUCGGCGCGCAUCGUCAGCCGUGGUCAGGGAGAUCGGCCGAGGCGUAAGGCCUGUAAACCCAGCAAAGAUCAUGGUCCCAGGACAACACCGAAAGUAUAGUCUUCCAUGGAACAGGGCGGCACCCUUCCCGGGGGGUUAUCAGAUAGGAGAGCCAACGCCCAGGAGAAGAUCUUUCCGGCCAUCGGGCUGGCAAGGAACAAGGAGAGAAUCGGAUGCGUGGACAGAUAGGGGGAGUCUGGACAGACGUGGUACUCAGGAGCAGGAAGUAGAAUUCGAGGAGCAUCAUGAAGAGUUCGAGGAUGCUGACUUCGAAGAGUCGGAAUUCUUUGUCGAAGCUGAUGGCGAGGCCCGUGGGCACCUUUCUGGACGGCGAGAGUCUGAACAACAAGCCGGGGGGGAUGAGAUGGGUCAACGUGAAAGAGAGGAGAGUGUUCAGGGUGGGGGGAUUGAGAUUAAUCACCGCGGAAGGGAGGAGAGUUUCGGUGGGAUGGAGGGUGAUCACAGCCAACAAGAAACGCAUGAGAGCAUUGGAGGUGGCGGGACUGAUCACAGCCAACGCGAAAGGUAUGAGAGUAUUGAAGGCGGCGGGACUGACCCGAGCCAGCAGGAGAGGUCCGGUAGUCUUGGACAAGGAGCGAAUGAUGCGGGUGAAAGCGACGAGAACGAGGGUGGUCAUGGGGGUGGACGACAGUCAAGACUGAAUAGUGAGGGUUUUGGAGGUGCACUGUGA